This is a messenger RNA of Cannabis sativa, 1557 nucleotides long. RefSeq names its product cytochrome P450 71B34-like. The transcript is spliced from 2 exons. The record is from RefSeq and is a predicted model, not a curated record. Gene Ontology annotation, molecular function: iron ion binding; oxidoreductase activity, acting on paired donors, with incorporation or reduction of molecular oxygen; monooxygenase activity. The coding region runs from base 18 to 1556 and encodes 512 amino acids. NCBI's taxonomy places the organism in Eukaryota, Viridiplantae, Streptophyta, Magnoliopsida, Rosales, Cannabaceae.
CAUGACUCUUGUGAAUAAUGCAAAUGGCAAUGGAUGCUCAACUAGGUUUUCUUGUUUCUCUUCUCCUCCUCUUCAUUCCAUUAUUGAUUUUCCUGGUAAAAAAAAUAACAAAGAAACAAAACAAGAACCUUCCACCAAGCCCUCCAAAGCUUCCCAUCAUAGGCAAUUUACACCAGCUUGGUUCAUUGCCUCACCAAUCAUUAUGUCAACUCUCCAAAGAAUAUGGUUCAGUGAUGCUUCUUCACCUCGGAAACUUGCCAGCUGUUAUUGUCUCCUCUGCUGAAGCUGCAAAACAAGUGAUGAAGACUCAUGAUCUCGGCAGUUGCAGCAGACCUCAAUUACAUGGUCCUAAGCAACUGACAUACAACUACCAUGACUUGGCAUUUUCACCUUAUGGAGAAUAUUGGAGAGAGAUUAGGAAAAUUUGUGUGCUUGAGCUCUUCAGUGUGAAAAGGGUAAAUUCAUACCAAUCAAUUAGAGAAGAGGAAGUUACUAAGCUCAUCAACUCCAUAUCUCAUCACUCCUCAUCUUCUCCUGGUGCUCCUGUUGAUCUUACUAAGAAGUUGUUUACUCUUACUGCUAGCAUAAUUUUCAGGAUUGCUUUUGGGACAACUUUUCAAGAUGCUAAAUUUUCCGAGGAGAAAUUUCAUGACAUGAUUUUAGAGAUUUCAGCCAUCCUGGGAAGUUUCUGUGCAGCUGAAUACUUUCCAUAUGUGGGAUGGAUUGUUGACAAGCUUUCGGGUUUAGAACAAAGGAGCAAAAGGAUUUUUCACAAGAUGGAUGAUUUCUUUCAAAAAGUGAUUGAUGAUCAUCUUAAUCCUGGGAGAGUAAAACAAGAGCAUGAAGAAGAUAUUAUUGAUGUGCUUUUGAAAAUAGUUAAUGAGCAAACUAGUUAUAAAGCAGCUUCACUGACCAUAGACAAUAUCAAGGCAGUACUCUUGGACAUGUUUCAAGCUGGGGUUGAUACUGGUGCUAUUACCAUGGUGUGGGCAAUGGCAGAGCUAGCCAAGAAACCCAAACUGAUGAAGAAGGCACAAGAUGAAGUUAGAACUUGUAUUGGAAACAAAGGAAAAGUCUCAGAAACAGACACUGAUCAGCUUCAAUACCUCAAAAUGAUAGUAAAAGAAACUUUGAGAUUGCAUCCUCCAGUUCCUAUGCUUGUUCCAAGAGAGACCAUAUCACAUUUCACCGCCAAUGGAUAUGACAUUGAGCCGAAAACACUGCUCCAAGUGAAUGCUUGGGCGAUUGGACGAGACCCCAAGAACUGGAAGGAUCCCGAAGAGUUCAUCCCAGAGAGAUUUGAGGAUAGUUCCAUUGAUUUCAAAGGUCAACAUUUCGAGCUGUUGCCAUUUGGAUCGGGGAGAAGAGCAUGUCCUGCCAUUUACAUGGGAACAACAACAGUUGAAUUUGGGCUUGCAAAUCUCUUAUACAGCUUUAACUGGAAAUUGCCUGAUGGAAUGAAAGAACAAGAUCUCAACAUGGAAGAGAUAGCUGGUCUUUCUAUUACCAACGGUAAGAGAACUGCCGUCAACCUUGUCCCGGAGAAGCCCUUUUAAU